CUUUCCCACCUCAACGAACCUAACUUCCCUUUGCAUUCAUGAGCUUCACCAUCCCAUCCACUCCCUUUGGUCACCAUCUUGAUUUCCAUCACCUUUUUACCCCUCCCCCCGAAAUCCUUCCUUCAACUUGUUCUUCGCUUUGUGUUUUACUUUAUAAAGAUAUAUAAGCUUACCUGCAGCUGCUUCUUUGGGUUCAUUUUAAUUCCUUGGUUGCUGCAUCAUUGUUUCUCCAUUUCUGGUAAAAAGAUAGAGUCAAUGGAGGGUAUAUCUAAAGAUAUUGCAGUCCUUGUGCCAUUAGUCUAGGUGACUUGAUGUCUAAAGAUUUGAGAACGAUGUCAACGCGCAUAGACCGUGCUCCGUAUAAUCUUACUGCCGAGAAGACGAGUUUGUUGCCAAAUCAACCUUGUGAGUUCACCUGUGGCAGAAUCCAAGGUUUCCAUGGUGCUGGUUUGUCAAAUCAUCAAGGAGGUGAGGGCGAUGUGCCCGUAUCCUUUGGUGUGGAUCAUGAAAAUUCAUGUCCUCAAUCUAUAGCUCAUAGAUCUAAUCCAAAAUCAUCAGAAUCGUUUCUUGAGGUAUCAGCUACUCUGUUAGGGGAAAGGAAUAUAAGUGAUGUUCAAGAUGUCAAGAGGGUUGCCAUGGAUCUUGCAGGGGACGACAACAAUCGGCUCAAUGAGUAUAAUCCAAGAUCACCUGAGUCAUUUCUUGAGGUGCCGCAACGAAAAAAGAUGAGAAAAACCGAAAGCCAUUGUCUGUUUGAAUCAAAUAACAUACCUCUUUGGGGAUUUACAUCCAUUUGCGGUAGGAGAAUACAGAUGGAAGAUGCUGUUGUGGCUAUACCUCGAUUCUUGCAAGUUCCUCCUCGAAUACUGAAUGUCGAGAGCGUAUCGAAUCAAACGAGCAAUAUAAGCAACUUAACUGCUGAUUUCUAUGCCGUGUACGACGGACAUGGAGGCUGUCAGGUUGCGAAUUAUUGCCGUGAACGUAUGCAUACGGCUUUGGCCGAGGAGAUAGAAAUGACAAAAGCAUGUAUUCUUGACGGAAACAUCGGAUACGACUGGCGGGAACAAUGGCAGAAAGCGUUCUUAAAUUGUUUCGUCAAAGUUGAUACCGAGAUCGGAGGAGUUCAUAGAGGCCACGUCUCGGAAACCGCUGGUUCUACCGCUGUAAUUGCAGUUGUUAGUCCGACACAUAUAAUCGUUGCCAAUUGUGGUGAUUCAAGGGCAGUUCUCUCCCGUGGAAAAUUUCCGAUCCCAUUGUCCAUAGACCACAAACCUGAUAGAGAAGAUGAACAAGCAAGAAUUGAAGCCGCAGGUGGCAAAAUCAUACAAUGGAAUGGCCCUCGAGUUUCGGGUGUUCUCGCAAUGUCAAGGUCAAUCGGUGACAAGUACUUGAAACCAUGGAUUAUUCCAGACCCGGAAGUGACAUUCGUUAGUCGAGCAAACGACGACGAAUGUCUUGUUUUAGCAAGUGAUGGAUUGUGGGACGUGCUUAGCAAUGACGAAGCCUGUGAAGUUGCGCGGAAGCGGAUCGGUUUGUGGCGUAAAAAGUACAGAGAUAAAUCUAAUGGUGAAGGGAUUGAUGGUGCAGCUCAAUCUGCAGCAGAGUACCUAUCAAGGCUUGCUCUUAGUAAAGGAAGCAAAGAUAAUAUUAGUGUCAUUGUGGUGGACCUGAAAGCCCAUACAAAAUUUAAGAACAAAACCUGACACUGGGAUCUCUUGCUGGUGAAUAUUUCACACGGAUCGGCUCUAUACUGUUUUGGGUUUGGGUUGGGGUUAUUUGAAUUUAAAGCUCCUGUUUUUUAAGUUAGAUAAUUAUCGGUUUAAAUCAUUUUAGAUUUUGAUCAUUUGGGUUCGGAUUAGUUUUGGGAUUGAGGUAGAUGGAGUCUGAUUUGUUUUAUUUUUAUUUUUAUUUUUUAUAGUUAAAUUGGAUUAGAUGCAAGCUAUUUUUUGCAUACACGAUUUUGCCAAUUGAGGGUUGAGUUGAACUGAUUCAUUUAGAGCUUAAUAUAAAUGAUUCGAAGGUUGUUGUAAAAUGUUAAAUGUUUUAAAAAUUAUAAAUUCCAAAUUAAUCAAUAA
Gossypium raimondii (Peruvian cotton) is the source of this 2075-nucleotide messenger RNA. Its product is annotated as protein phosphatase 2C 77. Gene Ontology annotation, biological process: protein dephosphorylation. The record is from RefSeq and is a predicted model, not a curated record. Lineage: Eukaryota; Viridiplantae; Streptophyta; Magnoliopsida; Malvales; Malvaceae. The transcript has 5 exons. Gene Ontology annotation, molecular function: cation binding; protein serine/threonine phosphatase activity. Bases 312 to 1703 code for a protein of 463 amino acids.